Cynoglossus semilaevis (tongue sole) is the source of this 2486-nucleotide messenger RNA. Its product is annotated as interaptin. The transcript has 13 exons. The record is from RefSeq and is a predicted model, not a curated record. Lineage: Eukaryota; Metazoa; Chordata; Actinopteri; Pleuronectiformes; Cynoglossidae. Bases 205 to 2136 code for a protein of 643 amino acids.
UCUUUAGUCUCUUUAGUGAUCAGUCUCACUUGUGUCACCUGCUAGCCUGGCUAUAUAUAUAACUAUUUUUUUUUCUUUUUGGUUAGACUGACAUUGGAAGGUGUGCAAAGUAUUCUGUCCUCCCCAUGGUUGGGACACAACCUUAAGCUCAGAGGUCAAGCCUGGGGCUGUGUCUCCAUCGCUGACGUUCUUCUCCUGGUGGAUAUGAAAUACGAUGUUGUGAAUCGACUGCUUUUCGUGGAAAUGCUUCAGGAGCAUUACACUCAGAGCUUGUGGGAAACCAUGCAGCCCUGGCAACAGCACAAAGAAAAGGAGGAACUUGAGGAUCAUGCUGUGGAAGCUUUAGAAGCAGGAGACAUGCUCCACCUGGCUACGUUGCCAGGGGCAUUUAGAAUGUACAGGGUCAAUCUGGGAGCUGAAUUCAGAGAAGAGUCAUGGUCUGCGGUGUCAUUACUCUGUGACAUUUACAUAUAUCGAGAACAAGAAAGGGACGAGCUUACUGGCCUGGGAGAGUGGCUCGACAGGGAAAGUCUGAAGGUACUUUGCCUUUACGUCAUGGUGGCGAUGCUUAAGGUUUGCAGAGAAAAAGUGUCUUACAGUGCUCUUUUGGCAGCAAGGCAGUCCUGGAAGGCAUGGCCACAGGUGAGUAGCCCAGGUCGAGAAGAACAGGCGUCUUUGUGGCUAUGUGGUGAAGAUGAGCAUAGCGAAAACCUGAUGUCAGCGUCUCCACAGCAGGCGGAGCUGCAGCUGCUUGCCUUGACUCAAGAUCUGGAGAAAAGGCAACUGGUCAAACUAUUGCAUGAGAUCUCAUUGGAUAAUCUGGAGGAGAAUCAGCAGCUGACUGCUUUAAGAAAUGUAUGUACCGAAAGGCUGAGACAAAUCCAGAGCGGCCAGCAGAGAGGCACUGAGUAUGGGACGCUCGCGGAGAACGCUAAUGCCGAGGCUAAACUACACCCUCGGCCACAAAUACCCACCGGCGUGUGCCGAGAAGGAGUACUGCGGCCCCAAUACGCCCUGCGGGAGUGCGCCAUGCUCCUUUUGACUCAGUUGCAGCAAAUCCAUGAUGUCAAAGCUGUUGCGUUACUGCAACAGCUAACGCAUAAGAACAAGAAGCGUUUCCAGAAUACGCAGAGUGAGAAUGAAUCCAAACUUCUGAUGGAGGUCAAAACCGACUUGCUCCAAGUCCUGAGCACAGGACACCACCUUACUUCAGACCUAAUGUCCUCCGGCAAUGGCACAGACCAGAUCCAGGGCUCAGGUUCUGGGCCGGCUUUUAGUUUAUCAGUUGCAUCAGACCAAAAGACAGAUGGAGAAAUAAAUGUCCAGGCGUCCGCUGAUGAGACCGCCAAACUACAGGUCCGCAAAGAUUGUGGCUCUGACAUGGAGGAAAUGCCAUAUUUGGAGAUUCUGUGUGUUCCAGAUUCAACAAGUGAAAGACACCGGAGUUCCACCAUAGAAGAGCACGGGACCCGGAAAGAGUCCGAAGACAAUUCGGCAGGUCUCCAAACAUAUGAGAAACAGGGCUCUUUGAUAACAUUUGCUUGGAGCAAACAGCCAUACGAAGAUGAGGCCAACGAAACCGAAGAAACUGUAGUAGUAAUAGAGCAGAGUCGGGAUAGGGAGAGCGGAGUGGAGACGCUUCAACAAAAAGACAAAUCUGAAGAAGUUUGUGAUGAGCGUUUUAACGUCGGUCCGGAAAGGUGUGUGCCCACAGGUCCUCUUGAAGCAGACGAACAGGUUCUUAAAGAGCGAGCAAUGGAACCCAUAUCGGCAAUGGUGAGGGAGAAGACGAUACAAAACCUGGUGGACAUACAAAGGAAGGUUGAACAGAAACAGCAGCGGGAGAAGGAGCGACAGCUGCUCAGGGUUCAGGAACGCCUGUCAAUAAUCCAGAGCAGGAAGACAGAGGAAGACCUACUGGGUGUAAAGGUCACCGACCUGCUACGACAACUUACACAAGACCUACCCCAGGAAGACAAGACGCAGCAGAAAACAGUCGUCAGAGAGCGAGUCGACCAGCUCAGAAGAGAAUGUUCGUAUGUCCUGCAAUCCAAACGAGAGAGAAAUACAGCAGGGUUUAAGGAGCUUCUGCGUCCUGUUGAAAGCAGUCAAGAACAAGAGGAUAAAGGAGACUGAAUGAUGCUUUAAAGGUCCUAGGUAAAAAUUCUAUUGUUAACUUGUAACUCGUACGCUCUUUCUCGUCGGAAUUUCAGACCGUACAUAAAUACCUGGUAUAUACAGUACAAAGUAUUCGAAAUUAUUUUCUGUCACUCCAUAAUACCAAAUUGAUUAAACACCACCAAGCAAAACUGUCACAUAUAUUAGUUUUUAGUUUAAGAUUAUUACACUUAUUUACAUUUUCCGUCCUUUCAUUUUCAUGGACAAGGCUUAGCAGCAGCUAAUAAGACGCUAGCACAGACAUCCAGGCUGGAUCCAGCUGCCAAACCUUUCCAAAUUAUUUAAAUGUAGUCAUUAUUAUCAUUAUA